Rhodofomes roseus is the source of this 1675-nucleotide messenger RNA. RefSeq lists its product as uncharacterized. NCBI's taxonomy places the organism in Eukaryota, Fungi, Basidiomycota, Agaricomycetes, Polyporales, Fomitopsidaceae. The coding region runs from base 99 to 1280 and encodes 393 amino acids. The record is from RefSeq and is a predicted model, not a curated record. The transcript is spliced from 2 exons.
CGCCACCCCUCUGCCUGCCGCCACCGCUUUGACAGCUUUGUUGUCGUCCAGUGGCCACCUCCCGUGACAUAUAAACAUCGUCCACGCCCACUGCUGCCAUGCACGAGCCGCCUCCCGCUGUCUCCGCCUCCCCCUCCAACACCCCGCCGCCCUCCCCCGGCCACAAUCACCACCACGAUCGCGCGCACCCUCCCCUGCAGCACAUCGCGACCCUCCUCCCGCACCCGCCGCACCCCCACCUCCCCCACCAUCUCCACCACCACUCGAUGUACUCCCCGAGCUCGCGCGCCGCGGACAUCUCGCGCCUCCUCGACCCCGCCUACGCGAGCGGCUCCUCGUCCUCCGACUCCUCCACGCAAACCCGCGCCUCCGGCUGGGCGAGCCCCGCGUACCGCGCCACGCUCCCCCUCGACGCGAAACACACCCACGCUCACGCCCAGACGCGCGCGUACGUCGACCACCGCGGCGACCUCCACGACCCCGACUACCGCGACUUCCCCGUCUUCCCCACCCCGACGCGUCGCACGCGUUCCCACAACUCACACCGGCCCAGCGGGAGCACCGCCGCCGCCCGCCGCUCGCGGAGCGCGAGCCGGCCGCGCUACGCGCCAUCGUACACGCUCGCGCGCCCGGAGUGGGAGCGCGAUUGGACGACGGAACCGGGUGCUGAUACGGAUGAUGAGGAGGACGAGGUGACGGACGCCGAGUCGCAGAGCCAUUAUUCGCCCCUGGCGAGCGCGUCGCGCGCGUCCCCUCGGCGCGCCGUUACGAUCCACACGACCCAGCCUUACACUGGCUACUCGCCGUACUCUGAUUACUACGCGGACCCACAACCACUCCCAUUCGCCGCGUCCCCCAGCGGCUCGCAUGAGUCUCCGAUCACCGAGUCGCCCCUGGAGGACUCGCCGUUCGACGAGGACGAGCUCGACGCGUCUGAAGACACUGAGCGCAAGAGGAAGAAGCGGCAGAGCAGCGGGCGUAGCUCCGUUCUGCGCAAGAGACGCGUUACCGACUCGAAGGAAGAUGUCGUGCCUGAAGACAUCGACGGUAGCGAGGACGCCGAAUUGGACGGCGAUAUGACGAUGGACAAGGAAGACAGGCCACUACACAAGGCGCGAUUCACCAUCGCGUGUGAGCCGGGAGACGACGUACCAUCGUGCUCAGCGAGUCUGCGGCAGCAGUGGAUAGCGUUCUCACUGCGCAUACGCUUCGGGCUCUUCCACGCCAGGCGGCGACUGGGCAUCCGGAGUAGGAGACAGUCCACCUCGGACGUGUCGUAAGUUAUCCUGCGCCGCCGCCUUGGUCGUCGGCUUUCCGGACCCCGUCGCCUCUCGUUCAUCACCGCGCAAGUGCCUGCUUUGUCGUCCGUCGGCUUCCGCCAUUCGGACUCUGGCCCGGAGCGUAUGACACAAGGUCAUAGGCAGUUCUCUAUCCGGGAUCCUGGCCGUCCACUCCACCGUCAGCACGUCUCGUCGGUCCGGUUUCUUCCUGCCCUCUCUGUCUCAGCUAUCCACUUUCGUCUCGCUCUCAGUUGUAUCAAGGCCUCCCCUCAUCGAUUUCUCUCCACUCUCACAUGCGCCCUCGUCCAGGUUUCUCAUCGUCAUCGCGUUGCAUUAACUCGACUCUCACAUCGGACGCGCCCUCAGCACAUAGUCCACCUAUAUCGGACAUACCU